This is a messenger RNA of Fusarium subglutinans, 1212 nucleotides long. Its product is annotated as integral membrane protein PTH11. The record is from RefSeq and is a predicted model, not a curated record. The transcript is spliced from 4 exons. The coding region runs from base 1 to 1212 and encodes 403 amino acids. NCBI's taxonomy places the organism in Eukaryota, Fungi, Ascomycota, Sordariomycetes, Hypocreales, Nectriaceae.
AUGGAUUUUCUGCACAAGCUGUUGGUUGAGUCUUGGGUUCUCUGGGUGUUGGGUCUCUUUGUCGUUGUGUGUCGACUGAUAUCACGACGCAUGAAACUUAGAAAAUGGAGUCGUCUCGCCAUUGAAGAUUAUCUCAUGGUCUUUGCCCUCAUCAACUUUACAGGAGUCGUCGUCUCGAUCAACGAAGUCGCCAAGAAUGGCAGCAAUUACAUGCCCGCCGAUGUCGCCGCGAAGCUCACCCCCCAGGGACGACAACAAGCCAUUAUCGGCAGUAAAAUGACCUUUGUCCUCGAGAUAUUCGCCCUCACUUGUACAUGGACCAUCAAAGCGUGUCUGUUGUUUUUGUACGCAAGAUUGACGCAGGGCACAUCGAUAAGACAGAAAUGGGCGGUGCGAUUCGUCUCUGCGUUUUGCGCGGUGACGUACAUCGUCGUUACCUUUAUGUUUGUGUUCUUUUGGUGUUCUCCUACGCCAGAGUAUUGGUCUGUUCCUGUGAAUCCCAAGAAGAGUGAGUCUGCGAUUGAGAGCUGGCAAGGGAUUGAGCUAAUGACGACAGUGCAAUGUGCGACUUAUUACAACCAUAUGAUCUUUGCGACCGCUUGCAACAUUGCCAGCGACAUCAUGUUGAUCCUAUUACCGAUCCCAAUUGUCAUCAACAUCAGUCUCCCCAAGAAGCGAAAGAUUGGUUUGUGCUGUGUUUUUGGACUGGGUUUGUUCAACAUCCUCGCCGCUGUCCUCAAUCGUUACUACAACUUCAGCAACCCCAACUCGUACGUCUUUCUCUACUGGUACGUCGCAGAAGGCGGCGUCGCCCUCUGGGUCGGAAACCUGCCUCUCUGCUGGCCCGUUCUGCGUCUCGCCCUCGGCUCCAAAGGCGAUUCCACGGACCCCUCCUCAUACCCCAACACUCCCUACCGCAACGGUUCAUACCCCGAAGGUUCAGCGCGACGGAGGACUCAAGGCCUUCACCCGCUGUCAGGCAAACCUUCAAUCUGGUCUAAGUUGGAGGACGAGGAUGGUGUCGUACGUACUGACGUUUCGCCCGAACAGGGGAGCCAGAUUGAGCUGGUGGACCAGCAUGGACCGGAUCUGCUGCAGCGGCCGUACCGCGCUGAAGCGAAGAUUAGUAGUGGGACGCAGCAGCAUGAGAGGGCUCGCAGUGGGCAGAUUACAGUGGUUACGAGCGUGGAGGUUAGCUCGAAGCAGACAUAG